AUGAGAAACGAUAGGAUCAAGAUCAAGAAGCAUUACAUCAUUUUUCUCAUCUUGAGUGGAAGUCGGGGGACUGGGAGAGAGAGGGAUUUCUUGGGUAGAGGCGGCAAGGAGGUUACGGAUCUCGACGGUAUGAAGGGUUUGCCAGCGGCUGCCGAGGAUGAUAAGGAGCGGAUAACCGACCAGUUCGGCGAGAGUGGCCAGUCGGAUGGCAGACGGAAGGCUGCGGCGGCCUCGGGGCCGCCCGGAAUGACGAUGCAGACCUUGAAUUGCGCGACUGCGAUCGGGCCAGCGAAGACCGCCACCAAUCGGCCUGGACACUCGACUACAGAGCCCAAUCGCACCCACUAA
Puccinia graminis f. sp. tritici CRL 75-36-700-3 is the source of this 348-nucleotide messenger RNA. RefSeq lists its product as uncharacterized. The transcript has 2 exons. The coding region runs from base 1 to 348 and encodes 115 amino acids. Lineage: Eukaryota; Fungi; Basidiomycota; Pucciniomycetes; Pucciniales; Pucciniaceae. The record is from RefSeq and is a predicted model, not a curated record.